Tupaia belangeri chinensis (Chinese tree shrew) is the source of this 462-nucleotide messenger RNA. Its product is annotated as HLA class II histocompatibility antigen, DRB1-4 beta chain. The transcript is spliced from 2 exons. The annotation marks the transcript as partial. The record is from RefSeq and is a predicted model, not a curated record. Gene Ontology annotation, cellular component: membrane; MHC class II protein complex. Gene Ontology annotation, biological process: immune response; antigen processing and presentation. NCBI's taxonomy places the organism in Eukaryota, Metazoa, Chordata, Mammalia, Scandentia, Tupaiidae.
AGAAGCAGGGUCAUAGUUCUCUCUGAGUGAGACUUUUCUGCUUCUCACACCUGGUCCUCUCUUUUUCUGCAACAUGUCAUGUCUGUGGCUCCCUGGAGUCACCUGGAUGGCAGCUCUGAAAGUGACAGUGACGGUGCUGAGCCAUCACCUGACUUUAGCCAGGGACACUAGACCGCGUUUCCUGGAGCAGCAGAAGGGUGAGUGUUCUUUUUCCAACGGGACGGAGCAGGUGCAGUAUGUGGCCAGAUACGUCUAUAACCGGGAGGAGUACGUGCGAUUCGACAGCGACGUGGGGCAGCACCAGGCGGUGACCGAGCUCGGGAGGGAGGUCGCCGAGUACUACAACAGCCAGAAGGAGAUCCUGGACAAGAUGCGGACCCAGGUGGACACGGUGUGCAGACACAACUACAGGGUGGGCAGGAGCUUCACUGUGCAGCGACGAGGUGAGAGGGCCAAGGGCAG